Copidosoma floridanum is the source of this 1637-nucleotide messenger RNA. RefSeq lists its product as uncharacterized. The record is from RefSeq and is a predicted model, not a curated record. Lineage: Eukaryota; Metazoa; Arthropoda; Insecta; Hymenoptera; Encyrtidae.
CAGUUGCUCUUCUCCCUGUUCGUCAGUUGGUUAUCAUCAAGUAAGCAACAACAAUAUACACAUCCAAUAUACAUAUAUAGGCAUAAGCUCUAAUUACGUGCAGCGAAAGUUAUAUACAAGUACCUAAUAUGGUGAUGAGGCAAAGAACGAAAUAUAAGUAUAUAAACAGCGACGCUGCUGCUGCGCAGAUUUGGUAAAAUAACGUCGCUUUCAACGGUACAAACACUCAUCUUUGACUGCAUAAGCUUAGUGCAUCAGGUAGAAUGACGUUGCGAUCCACAUCCACGUGCUGAUAAAAUCAAACACACUGAGCCCGUUACACCUACUCUCGCGUAUAACUCUUUUUGUUUAUGAACCUUCGUUGACACGCGCGUGUAUCCCGCAUUGCGGGUCGACACACGUCAGGAUGCCUAAGGAUAGGUGUUGCGUACCGUCGUGCAACUACGUUCGAAAGUAUAGAAGUAACAACCAAAACUUUCGACGAUCGUUGUUCAAAUGCCCCAAAGAUGCUCAACUGGCCCGAAAGUGGUGUGAGAACGUUGGCAUAUCAAUGUCACCCACCGAUCACGUUUGUGAGCGACACUUCGAACCUCACCACCUCAUAAGCUUCGACUUCUUCGCGGGAGAAAACUACUUUCAGAGGUCAAGACUGAACAAGCUAGCUGUACCCACAGUGUUUGAUAACUGUAGUAAUGAAAUAGUCUCAACAAACAACGUAACACAAUACGAGCUGACUUCUUUCACACAUUUUGACAAUGGUAGACUAUUAAACUCUUGUGAUAUUCCAUCGAACAUCCUUCCAGAUGAGAGUCUUGAAAAUUUCGAAGUUUCUCAAAUACAGUUGAAAGAUAGUUUGAGCAGGCUGCCUAGAAUUCAAAACUUUAUGACAGAUGUAGUUCAAGACUUGGAAGCUUCCAAAGAAGUACUCUUGAACAUCAAGAAAGAGGAAUUGACUUCAGAAUCAACCACGGUCAAAGUAGAAACGUUGGAAGAUUGUGCUGAUAAAAAUAAUCAAGAAAAUAAGGCUGAAAUGGCAAGACUGACGGUUCACCAGUACGUUAAGUAUCAUAAACAGCAUCUGACUUUGUUACUACCAGAAUCGUGGAAAAUUUUUGAACUACCAAUUAGUGAGGAAGAAGUAAUUUCUUUUUCCAAAGAGUGUACAAUUAGUGAGAACACAGGACUUGUAGUUUUGUAUGAAAAAAAUAUUGUUAUCUACAAAAACGGAAACGUACAUUACUCAAUUCAUGGAAAAAGGUUAAGGGACAUUGAGCCAGAUAAUUUACCAAUGUUUCCAGCAAACAUACCAAAUACUGAAACGAUGUUAAGAAUUAUACAAGAAUUUGAUUUAGUGAAAGUGUGCCAAGGAUUCAUGAUCAGUGAAAUGGAAAUAAAUAAUGAUUCUUCUCUUUGCAAGGAUGACUUGGGCUUUAAGCGUCAUGUGAAGUGUUUUCUUGUAGCUGAUGCUCAACAGUGUGAUAUUUGCUAUAAGUAUAAUCAAACUAUGACAUCGAGCAUGAUUAACAGGUCCCAAAUAUUAACAAAUAUACAACCUUAUUAUUAUAUAAGUAAUCAAAUGAAUUGCUCUAGUCGGUAGAGUUUUAUAUUUAAAAAGACGUUAAUCAAUUUUUGUCUUG